Messenger RNA from Antechinus flavipes (yellow-footed antechinus), 963 nucleotides. Its product is annotated as olfactory receptor 10AG1-like. The record is from RefSeq and is a predicted model, not a curated record. The coding region runs from base 19 to 963 and encodes 314 amino acids. Gene Ontology annotation, molecular function: G protein-coupled receptor activity; olfactory receptor activity. Gene Ontology annotation, biological process: G protein-coupled receptor signaling pathway. The transcript has a single exon. NCBI's taxonomy places the organism in Eukaryota, Metazoa, Chordata, Mammalia, Dasyuromorphia, Dasyuridae. Gene Ontology annotation, cellular component: membrane.
AAUUUAUUGUUUUCACAGAUGGAAUACACAGAAAAAGUGACAGAAGAAAAUCUCACUGUCAUAGUGGAAUUUAUUCUUCUGGGAUUUUCUGACCUCCCACAUCUCCAAGGGUUUCUAUUUGGAAUUUUUUUAAUCAUCUAUAUGACUAUCCUCAUAGGAAAUGGUCUCAUCAUUGUCAUUACCAAAGUUGCUCCAACUCUCCAAACUCCCAUGUACUUUUUCUUGGGUAACUUUUCCUUCCUGGAAAUCUGUUAUACAUCAGUAACUCUCCCCAGAAUGCUAACACACCUUUGGACACAGAACAGGGCAAUUUCUUUGAUAGCCUGUGCCAUACAACUUUCAUUAUUUCUUAUUUUGGGAGUCACUGAAAGUUUCCUUCUGGCUGUGAUGGCCUAUGAUCGCUAUGUGGCCAUUUGUAAGCCUCUGUACUAUCCUCUUAUUAUGAACCACAAAGUUUGUGUCCAAUUGGUGAUUGUUUCCUGGAUGACUGGGAUUCCUAUUCAAUUAAUACAGACAUAUAAGGUAAUUUCUCUUCCCUUCUGCUUUAAUGAACUCAAUCAUGUUUUCUGUGAUGUUCCUCCACUGCUAAAGUUAGCUUGUGGAAAUACCUCCAUGCAAGAGUUCUCUGUCUAUGCUGUUGCUGUGCUAUUUGGGUUAGUUCCCUUUCUCAUAAUUGUUGGAUUCUAUUUCAAAAUUAUCACCACUAUUCUGAAGCUACCAUUGGUUACAGGAAGACAAAAGGCCUUUUCUACUUGUUCUUCUCAUCUCAUAGUGGUGAGUUUAUUCUAUGGAUCCGGUAUUAUUACAUAUUUCACACCCAAGUCAAGUCAAUCAGGGAUAGAAAAAGUUCUCUCUCUCUUCUACACCAUUGUGACCCCUAUGUUUAACCCCAUGAUAUACAGCCUAAAAAACAAAGAUGUUAUUGCUGCAUUAAAGAAAUUACUAAUCAAAAUAUUAGCCUAA